Messenger RNA from Vanrija pseudolonga, 312 nucleotides. It is a transcript of the gene TIM8, whose product is annotated as Mitochondrial import inner membrane translocase subunit TIM8. Lineage: Eukaryota; Fungi; Basidiomycota; Tremellomycetes; Trichosporonales; Trichosporonaceae. The record is from RefSeq and is a predicted model, not a curated record. The transcript is spliced from 6 exons. The coding region runs from base 16 to 276 and encodes 86 amino acids.
CACAAAAACAACAAAAUGUCGCAGCCCCAGAUCCCCCAGUUCGACGCCGCGACCCAGGCCGAGCUCCGCGACUUCAUCGAGCAGGAGCAGACCAAGGCCAAGAUCCAGGCCUCGGUCCACGAGCUCACUGACAGGUGUUGGAAGACCUGCAUCACCGGCGGCAUCAGCUCCAAGUUCUCCAAGUCCGAAGCUUCGUGCCUCGAGAACUGCGUCGACCGCUUCCUCGACACGUCGUUCUACAUCGUCAAGCAGAUCGAGCAGCAGCAGCACCACUAGGCCGAGUCCAGUCCAUCAUGUAUUGCAUCGCUCCGG